Messenger RNA from Symbiodinium sp. CCMP2456, 1140 nucleotides. The record is from the annotation of a GenBank genome assembly. Lineage: Eukaryota; Dinophyceae; Suessiales; Symbiodiniaceae.
AUGUGGGGCAAUCGCCAGAGAUACCACGUCCUGUUGUACGACCACGAAGAGCUUGAAGAGGAGUAUGCAGUGUGGUGGCCAGAGAGAGCUUCAGAGCCAGUGUCUCCUCGGAGGCUUUGGAUCUUGGUUCCAGGUGGAAUGAGCGAUGGGGACUCCGUUGCAGGAUACUUUGAUGAGCUUCUUCAAAGCGGUGUCAUCGACAAAGCCAACGAAGACUGGUGCCUGUUUCACAAUGCUGGCACAGGUGGAGCCGAAUGGCGAAAGCAAACCUACGCGGGCCUGUCUGAUCCGGCAUUCCUUUUAGACUACCUCAAGCGCCUCGGAGCGUACAGCGAUGAGGAUACCAAGCACGAGUGCCCUUACAGAGAGAUUGUCAUUCUGGGCUUCUCCGUCGGUGGCAUGCUGACCUUAGCCACGGCAGACAAGAUCUUCAAUGCAAAAGUCUACCAUGCAAAACCAGAGGAAGCGCUUCAGAAGCCGACUCUUCUCGCGGGACGAGCGCAAUCAGCAAGUUUGUCCAAGGACGUGCACUGCUCCGUCAAAGACGGACCGCAGCGGAGUAGUGGCGAGCGGGUUUCAAGACGCUGCACAAAGGAAGGACAUGCUUGUCGCCUCAGAUUCGUUUCCGUGCACAGCCCCGACCACUUGCGAAACACCUUCGAAGCUAUGACAAAGUGGUCUUGGUUCGCUCGCUUGGAUAUUCCCCUGGCGCUCCAUUUCUGGGCAGUCAAUUUGCGAAAUCGCUUGAUCUUCAAGUGUCCUGAAGGCCGGCUACUUCCCUGGCCGCCCACUUGGUCUUACAUCCGGCACAUCACGGAAGUCGCCUGGGCACAGAACCAGGUUCUCAAGAAGCAGGCGACUGGGGCAUCUGCUUGUCAAGGGCAGUUGCAAAUGCCAUUCGAGCAUUUCGAGGGAGACUUUUCACUUCAACUCCGUGCCACUCUUCCCGCCGGGGAAGUUCUGCGAAUUCAGAACCCCGAGGAUCCUGUCGUGGAUCGAUCCACCUUGGAUCCCAAUUGCCUCCGGAAGUGUGAUGUGUGGUGGUUCCGUGAGGGCGGACAUGUGAUGUGUUUCGGCGCAAGCCCGAAGUUGGCAUGCCGCUUGCGAAAGUGGGUGGAGCAUCCCCCAGUCGUCAUGUGA